UUAUUUCCCCGCAAGAUCAAUUUCAGAGCGAUAGAGACAUCGAGAAAUAGACACGGUGCAAGUUUUUACAAGGACAGGAACGUUGUAACUUUCAGCCUUUAAUUAAAAAGGCGGUGUAUGUUAACCGGGAAAAAGGACACUGAACUGAGAAGAAUAACUAGUAACAUUUUUUUCUUCAGAUAAAUAGGCUACGACAUCAUUACAUCAGCAAUACAAGGAAUCGGACUUUUAAAACCACCGGUUUCUGAUUUUUCUGCAGCAAGUAAUCUUACGAGGACAUUAGAGCCAGGAAGGAUGGAAUCAGGCGGCAAGAAAGUCACGUUUCAGCUGAUGCUGGCUGUAGGAGUGGCUGUGAUUGGGUCCCUGCAGUUUGGGUACAACACUGGAGUGAUCAACGCCCCUCAGACGGUCAUUGAAUCCUUCUACAAUGAUACCUGGUUUGACCGAUACCAGGAGCGCAUUCCUCCAACCUCCCUCACCACCCUCUGGUCUGUCUCUGUCGCCAUCUUCUCAGUCGGGGGCAUCUUUGGAUCUUUCUCUGUCGGACUUUUUGUCAACCGCUUUGGGAGGCGGAACUCCAUGCUGUUUUCCAACUGUCUGGCCUUCAUCGCUGCUGCUCUGAUGGGCUUCUCGAAGAUGGGUGCCUCCUGGGAGAUGAUAAUCAUUGGCCGCUUUGUGGUGGGGCUGUACUGCGGGUUGACCACUGGUUUUGUGCCCAUGUACGUGGGUGAGAUUGCUCCCACUGCCCUCCGGGGGGCGCUGGGCACCCUCCAUCAGCUGGGCAUAGUCAUCGGGAUCCUCAUGGCACAGAUUUUUGGGAUGGAGGAGAUUAUGGGCAGUGCCUCCCUCUGGCCCGUCCUGUUGGGUUUCACCUUCAUCCCCGCCGUGGUGCAGUGUGCCAUCCUCCCCUUCUGCCCCGAGAGUCCUCGCUUCCUGCUCAUCAUCCGCAACGAGGAGAACAAGGCAAAGAGCGUUCUAAAGAAGCUGCGUGGCACGACGGACGUGGGUGCUGACAUGCAGGAGAUGAAGGAGGAGAGCAGGCAGAUGAUGAGGGAGAAGAAGGUGACCAUCCCUGAGCUGUUCCGCUCACCUCUGUACAGACAGCCCAUCCUAAUCGCCAUCGUGCUGCAGCUGUCCCAACAGCUGUCAGGAAUUAAUGCUGUAUUCUAUUACUCCACUGAUAUCUUCAGGAGAGCUGGAGUGGCACAGCCAGUGUAUGCCACCAUCGGUGCUGGAGUCGUCAACACUGCGUUCACCAUCGUUUCGCUCUUCAUAGUGGAGCGUGCCGGCCGUAGGUCUCUGCAUCUCAUUGGACUUCUGGGCAUGGCAGGCUGUGCUGUUCUGAUGACCAUAGCGUUGGCUCUGUUGGAAAAGGUGGCCUGGAUGUCCUAUGUUAGUAUCGUGGCAAUCUUCGGCUUUGUGGCAUUCUUCGAGAUUGGCCCCGGACCCAUCCCCUGGUUCAUAGUGGCAGAGCUGUUCAGCCAGGGGCCCCGGCCCUCUGCCUUUGCUGUGGCUGGCUUCUCCAACUGGAUGGCCAACUUCAUCGUGGGCAUGGGCUUCCAGUAUCUCGCGGAAUGGUGUGGGGCCUACGUCUUUGUCAUCUUCACCGUCCUGCUUCUGGUAUUUUUCGUGUUCACCUACUUCAAAGUGCCGGAGACCAAGGGCAGGACGUUCGACGAGAUCUCGGCCGGGUUCCGCCAAGGCUCGGGCUCCAACCCCAGCGAGAAGCACUCCCCUGAAGAGCUCAACAGCCUGGGCGCUGACUCCCAGCUUUAAUCCCUCACUGUCCCCGGGUUUACUAAACACAAGAAACAACACCACGAGGAGCGGACUUCCUAUCUGUAUGUCUGAGUGAUUGUCUACACUGCUGGUAGAUUGAGACUUGCUGUCAUGACAUUUCUGGGGAACAGAAGGGGUUUGUCCACGCUAUUUUUUUUGGCAUACGUGUAGGAAGGGUGAGGCUGAGAGGGGUUGUGUAGUGGGUACUCAUUUUUACUGCAAUUUACUGCUGUUGUAUAACCUCAGCUUUGCUGGCUGAUUUUAUACAACCAUCAGAAUUUGUCAUGUAAAAAUGCUGUGGUUACAGAAAGUCGAUCUUCAGAUUUAAGUCGUCAGGAUUUUGAAGAAUUAAAAAAAAAAAAAAAAAGCAAAGGCUGACCCCUCCUCUACCUUCCCCCUAGUACAAGGACACUUAAGUGUUCACAAGAAUCUACAAACCCCACCCCUUUCCAACAAUUGGCUCAAAUGAUUUGUCGUGGUAACUGUUACAUUCCAAGUUUAUAGGGAAAUAUGUUUAAUGUCAUGGGCUGGACUGAUAGCCCUACGGUUACAAGCACACACUGCUUAUAGCAAUGGCAUGUUUUUUUAUGCUGUUUUAAAGUUUCAUGUUGUGCAAAUAUCGUUUUUAUAAAAGUCGGACAUUGCGUUCCUGGAAGGAGAACUUAACGAAUGUUAUUGUUUUUAUUUUUUUUAACUGUAUGUAAAUAGAUAUAUAUACAUUCGCUUUUAUGAUAAACCCCAUGCAUUUUUUUCUGGACUAGAAAUUGGCAUGAACACGCAAGAGAUGAUCGUGUCAGACUCUUUCAGCAGAACUGUACCUCAGUGUAGUUCAUCGCAUUGCUACGUUUGCAGCUCUGUAGAAAACACACUCCUUUGUAGUGCUAAUAGAUGAGCCAUACAUUUUUCUAUAGAUUUUAUAAGCGUUUUUAGUGCAGAGUAUUUUUCAAUACAAUUCGUCCUCCCUCUACCCGCGCCAAGUCUCUAAAAUCAAUCUCUUAUAUUCAAACCCCUUAUUUUUGUGCGCUUUUGGUUGUUCACUUUUUUUAUAAUGUGAUAUGGGAUAUAAAUACAACACUAGAUACAAUGUAAACUGUCUGAUUGAUAUCCUGUGCUUUAGGUCAACCUCACUCUCAUGACGUGCAGUCAGCAAUAGCAGCAGCAGAAGUUUACAUGUUUAUAGCGUUGCCCUUGAUCUGCAGAAAAGUCAACUACCAAAACAGAAUGGGGGAGGGGAUGAUAUCAUAUAAUAAAGAUAAUACGGAUAAAAAGAACACUGAUUUGAAAUCCUUGGCUAUUACUGAAAACCCCAAAAUGUGUCUGGAAAACUUUGUCCAUGGGGUAGAGUGAUGGGGUGAGGCACCGAUGCUGUUUUUAAAUGUUUCAAAAUGAGCAAUAACGGAAAAUAGACAAUCAAUCACGAAUAUUAUAUCAAAAUUAAAAUCAUGCUAAAAAUAAACAAAGUAAAAAUGUAAAACCCUAAUAAACCAGCAGUACUCGCUGCCCUAAAAUACACCAGCAGAAAUCCCAAGAACUCACAAACAGACCACAAAACUGUUUCACAGUGGUGUCUCUAUUGCGUGAAACCCUACAACUAUACACACCAGUAUCCUAUUUCAUUUUCUAUUGAAUUGAUCCUGCUGUAUGAGGGCUUUUUUUUCUUUUUAAAGCAGCCUGUUUCUCACUGAAAGCUAAAGUUUGUGUGAGUUUUAUGGGGCAGGGAUGGCAAAAUUCCAGUACAGUCAGUAUUAUAUUUUAUUAAUAAUAAUAAUAAUAAUAAAUUAAAAACAGGACUUGUUUAGGAGUGACAUAUCAUGUUUCAAGCAAGUAUCCUAGAUUGUACAUUUUAAUUUUUAAUUUUUAUUUUAAAGUAAUAGGUUACAAUACGUUACAGGUAGUUUGUGUAAGUGGGCCCUGUCUAAAAUGUUUCCCUCCUUGAAGAAGUAGCUCCAGAUUAUGGACUACAAUUCCCACAAUUCUUUGUAAAUAGUCGACCUCUUUGAAAUUUGAACACUUGCAACCUCAGUAGCACAGCAAAACAAAAACAAAAAGGAAUACAAUCUCAGAAUAAAUAAACAAUGUGAGUGAAUGUAAAUCUCCUUAAACCUGAAACGGAUUGCAUCUUAUCGGGACAAAAUUGAAUGUGCAUUCCAGCUUUGAUCAAGCUUUGGGGGUUGGUAUUAAGACAUAAUUGUAGAGCUUGUGUUCGUAAUCAGUGCAGCUCAAGAUGCACAGCUGUCCUCUUGGAUUUGCCUUUCUUGUAAACAGGCAUUGAUCAGACAUAAAACUGUGUCUGGCAUGAACACACGGUAUAGAAAAGCAUGCUUCUGUACUGCAGCUGCAUUCCAAUGAAGGUCAGUUUGUUUUUAAUCUGCAAACCUGCACUCCAUGCUGCUGAAGCCUGAGUGACACAAACAUGCAUCUCUUACAGCGGUACAGCAGCUGCACUGUAAUUCGGAAUUCAACUAGACAUUAGUCAGGAAUUUCAAUCAAAAUGUCAUUUAAAUUAGGAAAGUGGAGUUAAUGUUAACUGCUGAUUGUAUACCUUUUAAUCUGUUCAUAUUGUGACCAUAAUGAAACUUCCAUUUCUUAGGCUUAUAAAUGUUUUUUAUAUUCAUGGUUUAAUAAGUAAUAUGUAAGUGUUUAUAGUUCAAACACUGUAUACUGCCUUUAAAUACAGCAUACUUUUACAAAACACCAAAUUCAGCAUCUAGUAUACUGUACAUAAUGUAACAAAGGCUUUGUUUUUGCAGUUUUUUCUUAAAUAAUAUGCAAAC
Molecule: messenger RNA, 4553 nt
Organism: Polyodon spathula (Mississippi paddlefish)
Lineage: Eukaryota; Metazoa; Chordata; Actinopteri; Acipenseriformes; Polyodontidae
Product: solute carrier family 2, facilitated glucose transporter member 1-like
Exons: 10
Coding region: 295-1776 (493 amino acids)
Biological process (GO): monosaccharide transmembrane transport; response to insulin
Cellular component (GO): apical plasma membrane; basolateral plasma membrane
Molecular function (GO): hexose transmembrane transporter activity
Source: RefSeq, a predicted model, not a curated record